Molecule: messenger RNA, 918 nt
Organism: Wallemia mellicola CBS 633.66
Lineage: Eukaryota; Fungi; Basidiomycota; Wallemiomycetes; Wallemiales; Wallemiaceae
Exons: 1
Coding region: 147-512 (121 amino acids)
Biological process (GO): L-proline biosynthetic process
Molecular function (GO): pyrroline-5-carboxylate reductase activity
Source: RefSeq, a predicted model, not a curated record
GAAAUAUUGACUAGUUGCAAGAACUAUAAACGUCUGACUCUUUGUGAUGUGUAAACUUGCCCAAAGAGUGAGAGACUUUGAGAUUAAUAAGAGAAGUAAGUCUCUUCUCUCAAUUUGGCCGAUGUCACUAUGUCACAGAUCAGUUCAUGGGUUCCAAAGUCAACAAAGUAGUUAGAGCUAUGCCAAAUUCGCCAUGCAAGAUACGUGCGGAUAUGAUGGUGGUAUCAGCACUUCCAUGCGAAUGGACAUCCGAAAGUGACCUCAUCUUGGCUAUCUCCAGAUCAAUUGGAAGGUGUAGAUUCCUUGGAGGGAAACACUUUGACGCUUGUACUGCUCUUUGUAGGUCAAUACCAACUUUUGCGGUCACUGUACUCGAGGCCACGGCAAACGGUGGUGUUAUAAUGGGUUUACCAAGAGUCGAGGCAGUCGAGCUUCCGGCACAAUCUUUGCAAGGUAUGGCAAGAUUGAUCUUAGAAACUAGUGUUCAUCCAGCUACUCUAAAUAUAGCGUAACAACUAGAUGUACGAUAACGGGACUUUUAGCCCUCGAAGAUGGCAAAGCUCACUGAACGAUGGCGCAUCGAUUCAGGUAGCUACUACACUGCUGCUGGCAUUGGACAGAACAAGAAGUGAAUAAUAAUUAUGCAGUAUUAAAUGUAUUAUUAAAAUACUACUUAAAAAAUUGCACGUAAAACUAGUUAGAAACUAGUUGUGAUCCAAACUUUGCACGUAAAACCUAGUGUGAUCCAAAGGCGUCAUAAUGUUAUUGGAAGAGUUAUUAAAGUGUUUCGUCUCUAUAGUUUCUCUUGGAACUUUAAUUAUAUUUAUAUUGAUAAUUAAACAUGUUUAUACAAAUGGCUUUUCAACCAACAAGCAAGAAACAGCAUUCCUCAAUUACUGGUCAAGCGUCUAGGUCUGU